CAUAGAAGAGGCGGCAAAUCUUCAUGUGAUUGUGUUGUGUGCGCCUUCAAUACAACAUUCUCUGAGAUGAAGGCAACAACAUCCAUUCUUUCUCACCAGAGUUUGGCUGACAAACUCCCAGUGAUAAACAAGAAGUUGAAGCUCAAUAAGCAGGAGGAUGCUCAGGAGUUCUUGAUUAGCGUCUUUGACAGGAUUGUGCAUGAGGAGGUUGUGCGUCAUUCUGAAAAGCAGUCACUCUCCUAUUGCGCUAAACUCACGACUGGCAUUGAUUCCCUGUUUGGAUUUUGGCUGGAAACAACAAGUGUCUGCCUUGGAUGUGGGGCUUCGCACACCACUUACAGCAGUCACCGCCACCUUCUUAUUCCCACUUCUGGCAAGACUGUCCAAAAGGGCAUAGAUGCUGUUAUGUCCAAUACUGAAACUGUACAGGGGUAUGCAUGUCCUGCCUGUCAUGUGAAGCAAACUUGUUCGAAAUCCUUACAGUUUCACACGUACCCAAAAACUUUGGUUGUGACUGUAGAUAGAUUUGUCAACAGUGAGAACGAUUCAAAGGAUGGAACUCCCCUGGUCAUGAACCGCAAGAUAUCUGUGGGAACAGCAACCUAUUCAUUCAGAAGCAGUGUCAUCCAUCAUGGUCCAGUCAAAACCGCAGGGCACUAUACUUGUACAGCAGUCUGCCCCGAUGACUCAUGUGUGGAGUUAAAUGAUUGUGAGGUGAAACCUCACUCAAAUAGUGCUCAGGCAUACGCAACCCUAAUUGGUUCUUAUUUGAUUUUCUAUCAGCUUGAAAGCAAUAUGGUAUUGAAGGUGGUUAAGCGGUCAAGGAUACCAACUCCCACCAAAUUGAGUCCUGCGUCCAAGAAGUGGAAAAGCCCUUUUGAGAAGAAAUUGAGUGGAGGUAUUCUCCAACACCUGUCUCCAAAGAAACCUGGAAAGACUUUGACGUUUGGGAAAUCGAUCCUGAAACAAUGUGCUUCUGCUUCAGAGCUUUUAGCUGAGCCAUUACAGUCUGACAACAGUGAUCAAUAUCAUAAACCCACCAACAGCAGGCUACCCAAGCAAGUUCAUAAGUCAAAUGAGCAAAAUUUGAGAGCAGCCUUGCCCAAGGACACUUUGUCACAGUCAUCUCAUGAGUGUGCCAUCCCAAGACCUUUGACUAAAGCUGAGAUCUCCCAGGGGAGUAUGGUGCCUCUUGUACAGACCCAUCUUCCGAAGGGGAGUGUUAAUUUAUCUGUUUCUCAACAUUUGAAUCGUGAGAAAUUUGUCAAAGAUUGUGGCAUUCGGAACAAUGGAGGUACUUCCCAUAUUUGCGCUGCCCUGCAGAUGUUACUCCAUGUGCCAGAAGUAUCUGCAUUUGUUAUGGCUGAUGUGCACAGGAAGACUUGUCGCUCGUUUCUUUGCUGUUCCUGUGCUCUUUUUAAGCAGCUGAAUGACUUGCUUUUGAGGAGAUGCUCCCUCCCCUCUUUUUUCAUUAAUAUGUGGGAAAGGCAGUGCAAUAAUAUUUCUGAGGAGCUGCAUCAGAGCUCAUUUGAAUUUCUUUUCCGGCUUAUUACAACACUGAGAUCGGAACAAUACCAGCAAAUGGAGAAUGAAAUACGAUAUCCCAAGUGUUCCAUAUGGGACACCUUAUACUCUCAUCUGUUUAGUGGAAGGCAGAUAAUCGAAGUGUGGUGCAAAGAGUGCAGUCUACAGAACCUCCCACAGGAGUUUUUAUCAGUUGAGAUCCAAUUACAUAAGGAUAAGAAUACAGCUUUUGAAAUUGAGAAGAAAUUGGCUGAAAGGAUGGAGAAUUUGUUGUGUUGCACAUGCAAUAAGAACACAUUGAGCUGGAAGCCUAUUUCUAUAACAAUGCCACGUUACUUAUUGGUGCACAUGUCACUGAAUUGCAGGCUGGAGUUUUCCCAAGUUCGGUGUCUUUCUGUAUAUGGUAUAAAGUUUCAACUCAAGUCUUUCAUUACCCAAGCUACAACAUCACCACAAGCAUUAUUCACUACAGUGUGUGAGGAAGGGGUCAGUCUACAAUUUGAGGAUGCACAGGUCAAGAAACUUGGUCCAGCUACAAUGAACAAGAAAUGCUUCCCUCCCCAUUCAUCAAUGACAUUAAUGUUUGUCCAAGCAACAACAAUUACCACACCGCCUUCCGCUGAACAUGCUCUGUCCCACCAUCAUACCAUCAACUGGAAUGCCGGGUUGGCAAGCAGUAUGGAUGCUGCAGAAUCGUCUGACAUGCACUCCUCACAAGAGGUAAACAAGGAUUCCAGAAGAAAGGCCUUUAAGGAGUUGCUGGCAACAAUCUCAUGUGGAAAACACAUUGGCAUCCAAACUGAUCUAAAGGUGACGGCAUGUAAUGUUCAGAUCCAAACUGAUCUUUUUGAUUAUGACCGAUUUAAAUUGGAAGAGUCUGAUUUCAAAUCUUGGAUUGGUCUUACUGUUGAAGAUUUUGAGGCUCUUUACAAUCUGCUUGGUGGUACAGAGGUUGUUUUGAGAUUAAAGCAGAAAUACUCACAAGCUACCCCCAAGAAAAUAAGUGUUAAGACAAGAGUUUCUGGAAAGAAUAGGUUGUUGCUGUUUUUGCUCCGGUUGAGACAAGGAUUCACUUUGAAGCAACUCUCUUUCCUAUACCGUUUAAGUGAGCCAUAUAUAAGUGAUUUGUUUUAUGUCAUGACAUGCCAUCUAUAUGAGACAUUAAGAGAGAUGAGCAAACAUGUCUUUGCAAGUGCAGCCCAUCAGUCAAAGAACAAACCUCGAGUGAUGAAGCCCUUCAAGAAUUUAAGAGUGAUUUUAGAUGGCGUAUCCUUUAAUCUUGAAACCCCAUCCAAUUUCGAGCAGCAGGGAAAUACUUGGUCUACGUACAAACACCACAAUGUUGCCUUAUUCAUUGUUGGAAUAUCGUGCCAUGGAGCAACUGUAUUUGCUCUCAGGGGAUGGAAGGAGGAAUGUCAGAUAAAGUUGCUACACUAAAGAGCAAUCUGAUGGAAUUGUUGGAGACAGGAGAC
Messenger RNA from Thrips palmi, 2996 nucleotides. RefSeq lists its product as uncharacterized. The record is from RefSeq and is a predicted model, not a curated record. Gene Ontology annotation, molecular function: cysteine-type endopeptidase activity; cysteine-type deubiquitinase activity. Bases 67 to 2961 code for a protein of 964 amino acids. Gene Ontology annotation, cellular component: nucleus; cytosol. Gene Ontology annotation, biological process: protein deubiquitination. NCBI's taxonomy places the organism in Eukaryota, Metazoa, Arthropoda, Insecta, Thysanoptera, Thripidae. The transcript is spliced from 17 exons.